Messenger RNA from Funneliformis caledonium, 323 nucleotides. NCBI's taxonomy places the organism in Eukaryota, Fungi, Glomeromycota, Glomeromycetes, Glomerales, Glomeraceae. The record is from the annotation of a GenBank genome assembly.
UAUCUCUUCUUCUGAAAAGCUCAUGAGUACAAAAAAUGGGCAGGCAUUAAUUCAAGAAAUUUCUCAUAACUUAGCUAAAUCCGCUACUCCUUUAUCUAUUCAGGAGAAUGAUUCCAUAUGCGCAUUGUCUCCCAACCCUCCAGAAAUUUCGCUUAUCUCAGGUCGUCCAAAUCAUGUGACCAAAAUCUCUGAAACCAUAGCCAAUUCAUCCUUAUCAGCCAAUGAAGAGGAAUAUAUAAAAAUGCUCACUGAGGGUAUUGAUAAUAAGACUCUUUAUGGGAGUACAUCAUACGAGAAUGAGGCUAAGAUUAGAGAAAGAAGAG